AUGAGUCGGUGAAGAGUAUCAUUCGUUCGUGAUCACUUGCCUAAAUCACAUCUAGGAAAGGUCAACAUGAAGGCGUUUGCUACCGUUAUUAUUGCGUUUAUCGCACUAUCAACUACCUUGGCGGAGAAUUCUAAUCGGACGGAGAAACGUAGCAUUAGCAAUCAGCAACUCUCGUCGUACAACAAUCACGUUCUACAGCAGCAGCAGUUGGAUUAUCACUACAAGCAACCCCAUCAAGCUCAGCAGCAGAAAUGGUCUCAACCUGAUGAACUGUUGAACAAAGCUGAGGAGUAUUAUCAACAUAUGCAACAACAGCAGCUUGAGGGGGAAUCUCAAAAACAGCAUACCCCAAUGCAUCACGGUAUCGAUAACCAUCAUUACCAACAUGUUGAGCAUCAACAUCAAAACCAGGCUGUGCAGCAUCAGCCCAUGCAAUACCACUACGCUCAGCAGCAAGAACAACAUCAACAUCAUCAUCAUGAUCAUCAACAAGAUCAACAUCAGCCUCAGUACCAUCAACAGCAGCAAGCACAACUUCAACAUCAUGCUAUUCAACAGCAACAAGCUGAAUAUCAGCCCCAUUACCAUCAACAGCAAAAUGUUGAAUAUCAGCCCAAUUACCAGCAACAGCAAAAAGUUGAAUAUCAGCCCCAUUACCAUCAACAGCAAGAAGAUCAGCAGCAGUAUCAUCACCAUCAACAGCAACCUCAGCAUGGCUGGGGCCAGCAGAAGCAGAUCGUCAGCGUAAGUUCGAUCACUAAGAAUGUGCCCUACCCAGUCCAUGUUCAGAAGCACGUUGCCGUCCCAGUAAACGUCCCAUAUCCGGUAGCCUUUGAAAAAAACGUCCCAGUAGUGAUCGAGAAGAAAGUUCCCAUCUACGUGGAGAAGCAGAUUCCAUAUCAGGUGGACCGUCCAGUGCCGUAUCCGGUCAAGGUUCCCGUUCAAAACCCAGUCCACAAAGACAUCCACGUGAUUCGCAUCCCCCAACCAGUCGCAGUUCAUGUUAAUAAGCCUUAUCCAGUGUACGUGGAGCACCCGGUCUACGUGGAGAAGCCUGUGCCCCUCCAAGUGAUCAUCAUGAAAGAGAAGAAAAAGUCCCUGUGGGGCUGAACGAAUGCUAUAUCGUCCUAGAUAUUUCCUGUUAUUCGAUUAGUUGUUGAUAGGUUCGUAGUUUGACGAUAAUAUUGUAAGAGAUGUUAAUACACUAUUUAUUGAUAUUGAGACCUUA
Molecule: messenger RNA, 1228 nt
Organism: Ochlerotatus camptorhynchus
Lineage: Eukaryota; Metazoa; Arthropoda; Insecta; Diptera; Culicidae
Product: sex-determining region Y protein-like
Exons: 2
Source: RefSeq, a predicted model, not a curated record